UCAGAGGGGUUAGGGGCUUUAUCUGAGCUCACACAGCUAGCAAGUGCCUGGAGCUCUCUUAGAGCCCUCCCCUCUCCCCACACUCCAGAAUAACAUUCCUCUCUCAACUCCCAGAUAUCGGACCCUGAUGGGUCCCUGAGGGAUUCCUGCCAGGGAGCUGCCAUUCCUGAAACCCCUUUCCCCAACGAAUUUUUCGUUCGGAGCGCGCGGGCCAGGAGCCAGGUGAGGCUAGACGCUCCAUUUCAGUUUUCUCUAGAAUCCGUCGCUGUGGUUACUCCCAAUAGAAUGUUUCAGGAAGAGGUUAGUCUGCGCGGGACAGCGUUGCCAUUCAUCACUGCGGGAGGGCAGAAUCGGGGGCUAGGGGCCGCCCGACGAGAGGGGAGGGGCCAGGGGGCGGCCCCCUUGUGACCAGCCCUGAGGAGAGGUCAGGAGAGGAGGCUGGCUGAGAAGCGCCUGGACAGCAGCAGCUGCUGACGUUCUGAAUCACGCGCCCUGGGGCCCAAGGUAACCCAGACCUUUAAACAAACAGCGGGGCUGGGGGCGCUGCGGGGCGGGGGCGGGAAGGGGCAGGGACUUUGAGGGCUGAGUACUGGAGAUGGGGGUGGCCACGAACGCGUGGAGGGCGUGAGAAGGAUUCCGGAUUCUCAGAGGAAUCUCUGGGAAUUGAGGGUGCUGAAGCAAGAAGCGAGGUGUGAGAGCGCGAAGGAGCGUUGCGAGCGCGCAAGAGUGCGGCUGACCCUAAGACGGCGCCUGGAGGUGGGAGAGAAGGUGGAGCACAAGACAGCCCCAGAAGCAUAGCCGCAGCCCGAUUCCGGACGCCUUUCUCCCCAGCCCGGCGCUGAGCUGAUGGCCCAAGUUCGAGAAGCUUCCUUGCCCUCCGCCUCUUCGGUCCGCUGGAGCUCCGGAGGUAGGGGAGGAGCCUCACCCGUGGAGGCGGCCGUGAAGGCUGGGGAGAUGGAGGAGGAGGAGGCGGCGGUGAGGGCGAUGAAGGCGUGCGCAGGCCGGGAAGCUGCGGAGGUGAAGCUGCAGCCAUUACAAGAGCGCCAGCCCGCGCCUGAGAACUUGCCUUGGGGCAGCAGCCGCGGCGAGGAGAAGGCGCUCGCUUCAGCCCCCCCGCGCUGGCUCAGCAGCUCCUCGCCCCUUAGCCCGCGCCGCAAGCCCCGCCUUCGGCCCCAGCCCUGGGCGCGCGCCCGAGGCCCGCCCGCGCUCCCGAUCCCACCCCCGCCCCCGGUGCAUCCUACCCCGCAGCCUCCCCGACCCCGGCCCUGGCGCAGACCCAGCCGCAGAUCCCGCCCGGCGGCGGCGGCGGCGGCGGCGUCCAGGCCCCAGGUGCGGCAGAGCUGUCUCGGUGACUUAGGCAGCUCUGGGGAUCGAGGUGGCUUUGGGGACUGGCUGCUGGAGGUGGAAUUUGAUCAGGGUCCCACAGGCUGCUCUCACGUGGAGAGCUUUAAAGAAGCAAAGAACUGGCAGAAGAACCUGCGGUUGAUCUACCAGCGUUUCGUGUGGAGUGGGACCCCAGAGACGAGGAAGCGUAAGGCAAAGUCGUGCAUCUGUCAUGUAUGUAGCACCCAUAUGAACAGACUCCACUCUUGUCUCUCUUGUGUCUUUUUUGGGUGCUUUACUGAAAAACACAUUCAUAAACAUGCAGAAACAAAAGAGCACAAUUUAGCUGUCGACCUCUAUCAUGGGGUUAUAUACUGCUUUAUGUGUAAGGACUAUGUAUAUGACAAAGACAUAGAACAGAUUGCCAAAGAGACGAAAGAGAAACUUUUGAAGUUAAUAACUUCCACCUCAACAGAUGUUUCUCAGCAGCAGUGUGUGGAGUCAGGUGUUGAAGAGAAGCGAUCAGGCUGUGAGUCAAAGGAACAGGAGCCAAAAUUGGUGAAACCCAAGAAAAAGAGGAGAAAAAAGUCAGUCUAUACUGUAGGCCUGAGAGGGCUAAUCAAUCUUGGGAACACCUGCUUUAUGAAUUGCAUUGUCCAGGCACUUACCCAUAUUCCUCUACUGAAAGAUUUCUUCCUCUCUGACAAGCACAAAUGUAUUAUGACGAGCCCCAGCUUAUGUCUUGUCUGUGAGAUGUCUUCGCUUUUUCACGCAAUGUACUCUGGGAGCCGGACUCCUCACAUUCCCUAUAAGUUGCUGCACCUGAUAUGGAUUCAUGCAGAGCACUUAGCAGGGUACAGGCAGCAGGAUGCCCAUGAGUUCCUUAUUGCGAUAUUAGAUGUGCUGCACAGACACAGCAAAGAUGAUAGUGUUGGGCAAGAAGCCAAUAACUUCAACUGCUGUAACUGCAUUAUAGACCAAAUUUUUACAGGUGGCUUACAGUCUGAUGUCACAUGUCAAACUUGCCAUAGCGUCUCUACCACAAUAGACCCGUGCUGGGACAUCAGUUUGGACUUGCCUAGCUCUUGUGCUACAUUCAAUUCACAGAGUUCAGAGAGGGCUGACGGCGCAGUGAGUAGGAAUGACCACAUACCAGGCAUCCCCUCACUCACAGACUGCCUACAGUGGUUUACAAGGCCAGAGCACUUAGGAAGCGGUGCCAAAAUCAAAUGUAGUAGUUGCCAAAGCUACCAGGAAUCUACCAAACAGCUCACAAUGAAGAAAUUACCCAUUGUGGCCUGUUUUCAUCUAAAGCGGUUUGAACAUUUAGGCAAACAGAGACGAAAGAUUAAUACUUUUAUCUCCUUUCCCUUGGAGCUGGACAUGACUCCAUUUUUGGCCUCCACUAAAGAGAGCAGAAUGAAAGAUGGCCCACCACCAACAGACUGUGCGCCCAACGAGAAUAAGUAUUCCUUGUUUGCAGUGAUUAAUCACCAUGGAACUUUGGAAAGUGGACACUACACCAGCUUCAUCCGGCAACAAAAGGACCAGUGGUUCAGCUGUGAUGAUGCUGUCAUCACCAAGGCUACCAUUGAGGACUUACUCUACAGUGAAGGGUAUUUACUGUUCUAUCACAAACAGGGUCUAGAGAAAGACUAGUCUUAUCAGGCCACUUACCAGAACAAAGUUAAAGAAAUAGGCAAGGAUCCUACCUGAAAUGGAUGAUGACAAUACCUAUACAACAAUGAGCACCUCUUGAAAUAUCACAAAAACCUCCUGGAAGGAACAAUGACAACAGCACCUAUAUGACAAUUAGCACCUUGAUGUAAAGAACAUAUUUUACCACGGCCUGUGGGAAAAAUGAAUACUAGCUGGUGACCAUUCAGCCUUAAAUGGGAGGAGGGAGAAGUGGUGGAAAAUGGUCACAUAAAGCAGUUAAAUGAAAAGAAUGUUUUAGGUGGGGAGAGUGGGAAUAGAAAUGUUCUAGAACUACUAUAAGUCAUUUAUUUCUGUAAAAUAUACUGUAAAACUACUAUGUGGAGUAUUCAGCAAAAAGCUUCACCAUUGGUAUUCCAGCUGUGGCUGACGAGAUAGUUUUGGGGGAAAGGAUAUUUUAAAAGAGAUUCUGAAAAGCUUUAAAAGAAAAACAUUUUUUUAUUUUAAAAGAAAAAUGUUUUUAAAUGUUGGAAGUUCUUAAGUUAGAUGUUUUUAAAUGUUUUAAAAACUAAAGUUUUUUAUUUAAAACUUCAAAUCUAUUAAAAUAAGGCUUAAAACAUUUUCAAAGUUCUUUGUAUAAAACAGGUAAAAUGAAUAAAACAAGGAAAAAUAUUAAAAAUGGAAGUUUACCAAAAAAGUUAGUGAAAGAAUCAGCUUUAAAAUUAAAAAGUUAAAAAAGAACAAGACUUAAUUUUUAAAAGAAAUAAAAUAAAUUUUUUAAAAUUGGAGCAUAAAACAUGUGUGUUAGAAUCAAAGGCUAGCAAAAUUCAUGAAAAUGCAUUAAGAAAUAAAUUUUCAAAAAGUAUAGGUUGAAAUUUAAGUUUAGAGAAAAGUACAAAAGCAAUGUUCAGAAUUAGUCACGACAAAGAUACAAAAUUUUUAAAUUGAAAAAAUCUAAAAAGGAAAAUUAGAGAAUAGAGAUUUAAAUGUAUACAAAGAACUUUAGACAAGUUGAAUUUAAAGAAUUUAAAUAAAUAUUUAAUGAAGGGUAAAAUUUUAAAACCUUUAAAAGUAGAAUUUAAAGAAAAAUUGAAAAUGAAAAAAUUAAAUAUGUUUAAAUAGAAAAAUCCUAAAAUUAAAAGCUUAAAAGGUUGUGUUUUUUUACAAAAAUUUAAGCAUAUUAAAAUACAUACGGGUAUGAAAGAAGUGGAGGAAACAGAAAUAAUUUGACAAAAAGGUUUGUAAAUAUAUAUUUUUUUGAGUUUUAUGUUACACAAAUAGAAUUUUGUAAAAAAAAAAAAAAUAGAGACUUUAAUAAUCAUCCUUUUACAAUUCAGUUGUGAGAUCACUGCAAGCCUCAACCCUAGCCCACCCUCUCUUUUCAGGUUCCACGUGCCAUCUGAUUUCCUGAAGGAACUAGAGUUAUUUCUUAGGCAGAAUCAACAGCAUCUGAAAAGAUGAAUAUAGUAGGGACUCUCUCCCAUUUAGAGCUGCAUUCAUACAAAUUAUUCCCUUCUGAAGGGGGCUUUUGACAAUUUAGUGGCUUAUGGAUAUUAGAUCACAACUGUGAAGCUCUAGCCUUGAUGUUUGAGCCUGAUGGCCAUUGAGGGGUGACAGGGACCCAUACCUUAGAACCUCCCACCUUCCUCUCUCCUUCCCUCUCCAUGGAGAAACAAGACCUUUAAAAUUCCACAGUAGAGCUAGGGUUUGUGCUUAACAGUUCUACUCAUUCCUUACUCUCUUUUCCCUUCUUCCAUCAUUCAUGCCUGGUUUCCUGAACCCCUCACUUACUUUACCUUACCUUCUACAUCUCCAUGUCCCAGCCUGUAAGGGCUCCUUCCUUCGCUGUUCACCUGGUGGCUUCUACUCCUUUGAGACUCAUCAGUGACGUUUCUGGAGCCUUCCCUGAAUGCUAUAGGCAGGUAUAAGUUGGAAAAUUGUUUCUCCCUCACCUGUGUAUCCCUUUCACAGUGCCUCCAAAGUACUUUGUCUGUACCUCAGUGAUAGUACUUAUUCUACUGUGAUUCUACCGCAGCUUUGUGAUUGUCUGCCCCUCUGCAUCAAGCAUUCUGAGAACAGGGGCCAAGCCUUAUUCGUUUCUGUGUUAAUAAAUGGUUGUUGACUAUGAAAA
Molecule: messenger RNA, 5110 nt
Organism: Myotis daubentonii (Daubenton's bat)
Lineage: Eukaryota; Metazoa; Chordata; Mammalia; Chiroptera; Vespertilionidae
Gene: USP51
Product: ubiquitin specific peptidase 51
Biological process (GO): protein deubiquitination
Molecular function (GO): cysteine-type deubiquitinase activity; zinc ion binding
Source: RefSeq, a predicted model, not a curated record